Molecule: messenger RNA, 4374 nt
Organism: Eimeria maxima
Lineage: Eukaryota; Apicomplexa; Conoidasida; Eucoccidiorida; Eimeriidae
Product: ftsJ-like methyltransferase domain-containing protein, putative
Exons: 8
Coding region: 1-4374 (1457 amino acids)
Biological process (GO): methylation
Molecular function (GO): methyltransferase activity
Source: RefSeq, a predicted model, not a curated record
AUGCCUGCUGUUCAAGGCGAACUCAAGGACGCCCAAGAGGCUGUCAUUGACUCUUUAGGCUUCCAGCAGCGACAAAUAUCGUUGGAGUAUCCACAGGGGACGCAGCAGCACGGAUAUGAGCAGCAACAACAGGAGCAGCCGCAGCAGCAGCAGCAGCGCGAAAGUGGAGGCUCGAGCUUUUCUUCCUCCUAUCAUACCUUGCUCUCUGUAGGUAAGGAAUUGCUUCAGCAGCAGAUGAAGCAGAAGCAACAGCAGCAGCAUUGUGUAACCGAUUCAUCGAAAUUGAUGGAGCUGCUGCUGCAGCUCCAGCAGCAGCAGCAGCAACAGCAGAAUGGGCAGGCGCACGAAGCUGACGUCAGCAGCACAGGGGCACCUGCAAGUGAAGCAGCAGCUAUGGCAGCAACAAGCUCAACAACAACAGAUACUGCAACAGCAGCAGCAGACACAGCAGCAUCUCCUGCUGCUGCAGCAAAAGAAGAAACACUUCAAGUCGCAGCACAGCCUACAUAUCUAGGGGCAGCAGAGUUAGCAGCACAACUAGCAGCAGCAACAGCAGCAACAAAAGCAGUACCUGCUGCUGCAGUAUCAACAACAGCAGGAGAUGCUGCCUCAGCAGCAACAGCAGCAGCAACAACAACAACAACAGAUAGGCACGCAUUUAUGCAGCAGCAGCUGCUCAUGGCAAAAACACUUUGUUAUAAUUUAUCUGCUGCUGAUGGCGAGGAAGAAAGGCAAACCUCUCUUUUCUAUUGGAGAGAGACAAGGGUAGGUUCUCAGGCUGCUGCUGCUGCUGCUGCACUUGGUGCUGUCCGCAUGGCUGCUCAUGCAGCAGCAGCAGCAGUAGAAGCAGCAGCACACGAGACAGUCCCUGCAGACACAGCAGCACCCGCUGCUGCUGCGAGUCCGUCAGAGAAUGCAACAACAAGCACGAGCAGCCAAGACUCUGAAGAGCACUUAGCAGCUGCAGCACGCCUGCAGCAACAGCAGCAGCAACAGCAACAAAAGAAGCAGCAACAGCAGCAACAGCAGCAGCAGCAGCAAGAGCAGAAUAUGCGGCGGGAGCAGAUACGCAGCUCUGCAAGGCGUUGCUAUACACCUGCUGCCCGCCUCUUCUUAGACGUACAACCAUUGGAGUGCAGCAGCAGCAAUAACAACAGCAGCAGCAGCAACAACAGCAACAGCAGCAGCAACAAUGGUACCAAACACAGUGGCAGGCGAAACAGCAGCAACAGCAGCAGCAACAGCAGCAGACGCAGCGCCUCACACGAUGCCUUAAUGGUCACCGCAGCAAAACAGGCUCGAGGCAGUCAGUGGCUGCCUACGGCUCGAGAGGGCGCCUCAGCAGAACAAACACUAGCAGUAGCAGCAGCAGCAGCAGCAGCAGCAACAGCAGCAGCGGCGACGGCCGCAACCUCCCCAGCAGCAGCAUCAACACACCUACUGAAGACAGCAACAAGCGCUACGGCAGAAGCAGCAGGCGAGACAGCACCAGCACCAGCAGCAGCAUCAUCAUCAACAGCAGCAGGAGCUGCUCCUGCUGCUGCUGCUGGUGCUGGUGCUGCUGCUGCUGAACCAGUGCGCAUUGUACAGGAUGUACUGUACCUCUAUCCUAUGUGCCCAAAGCGGCUGACGGUCUCAGCUGUAUGUACACCUCAUCUUGUUCAAUCUCUCUUAGAACACAAAACAAAAUUAGGAGAUAUUUUCGAUAGUGGACAGGACCAACUGUACCACCGUGCACGUGCUGCUGUAUUUCCUCAAGAUUCUUGCGGGUCUGUCCGUCAUAAGAAUAGAGCAGGAGAUAAGGUAGAGGAAUUGAAUCUUUGUGCAGAAAGGUGGUGUAGGCGUAACUGCAGCAGCAGCAACAGCAGCAGCAGCAGCAGCAGCAGCAGCAGCAGCAACGGAAAGGUCUGCUGCGGGCUCGUUGGGGCACUGCGAAAGGUGCCGCCAUCAGCAGCUGCUCCUUGCAGCACUACUGUUCAAGGCGGUGAGCAGCAGCAAGGCGCAGCAGCAAAUGGAGCAAGAGGACAUGAUGCACCUGCUACAACAACAACAACAGCAGCAGCAGCAGCAGCAGCAGCAGGAGCAGCAGCAGAUGCCCCACCUGAGAGGAAGCCCGUCCGUGUAUUCAUAGACCUUUGUGGGGGACCAGGGGCUUGGAGUUUGUAUUUACUGGGCAGAACAGCAACAACAGAUCGUGCUGCAGCAACAGCAACUGCAGAAGCAGCAGCAGCAGCAGCAGCAGCAGGGGGACCGCAUGCAGACAACAAACUGAACAACGGCAUGACAAACGACAAGGAUUUGUUUGCUGCUAUUACAGCAGAAGUACUGCGCCGUCUAGCAGAAUCCCAGAGUCGAAUGGAGCAGCAGCAGCAGCAGCAGCAGCAGCAGCAGCAGGCGGAGGUCUAUGGACUUGGAAUAACUCUUAUGUUACCAGAUACAGCACCACUGGAUAGCUGGUAUGCAGCCCUAACCAGCAACCCCCGAUUCACACCGCUGUGGGGCGGGGAUGGCACUGGCGACCUCUGCGCCCCCGGCAACAUCGAGAGUACAGCGCAAGCGGUGUUUGAAUUCUUGAGGUCAAAGCAGCAGCAGCAGCAGCAGCCGCAGCAGCAACAGCAGCAACAGCAGCAACAGCAGCAGCAGCAACAGCAGCUGGGCUCGAAUACGCAGGGAAGACAGCACAACCUGGCAGACCCUGUGCCAGGGUUUGAAGAAGGCGUCACUUUGGUUAUGGCAGACGGCGCGGCUGUUACCAACCCGAAUGAUAUUUUGCAUCAAGACGAAACUCUUCAAGAACUUUUUUCUGGUCGUUUGCUGCUGGCAGAAUUUCUUGCUGCGCUGCUGCUGCUGCAGCAAGGAGGACAUUUUGUUAUAAAGAUCUUUGAUUCCUUCUCUGUAUUCACUGCAAGUCUGGUGUACGCAGUGGAAGAGUUGCAGGAGCAGCAAAGGGGGAGGAACCGCGGGUCCAAGCACAAGCCGCCGCAGCAGCAGCAGCGCCAGCAGCAGCAGCAGCAACAACAACAUAACUAUCACAACAGCAACAACAGCAACAGCAACAGCAGCUACAACAACAGCAGCAGCAGCAACAUUCCUCCUCUCUCGUCUCCCAUACACAAAAUCCUCGAGCAACUAAGACUUUGCCGAGGCCCGCCUAGCAGCAACAGCAGCAGCAGCAGCAGCAGCCGCAGCAACAAAAGAUCCGCAGGCAGCAACAACACACCAACACUAGCAACAAAAGCAAGCAGGCAUUUUCCUCAGCGGCAGCAGCAACAGCGGCAGCCACAGCAGCAGCAGCAGCAGCAGAAGCAGGUGCAGCAGAUGCUACAGCAGCAGCUGCUACAGCAGCAGCAGCUGCAGCAGCAGCAGCAACUCAGGGACCUGCACUCACCUCUCGACAGGUCCAAAGCAUUCCGUACCCCCAACAGUAACAGCAGCAGCAGCAGCAACAACAGCAACAGCAGCAGCAAUUGCUGCUUACCUGAUGGACUGCAGCAACAGUGGCAGCAGCAGCAAAAGAGAGACAGGAAUAAAGAACUAAUGCAGCAGCAGCUGCGGUACCUAGAGCAGCAGCUGCAGCAGCAACGAGAGGACCAGAAGAAGCAGCAGGAGCUGCAGCUGCAGCUGCAGCUAAUGCAAAUGCAGCAGCUGCAGCUAAUGCAGAUGCAUAGACAGUUCACACCUGUUAAUCCAGCAGCACUGCAGCAGCAGUUGCUGCUGCAGCAGCAACUGCAGCAACAGCAGCAAAUGCUGCAGUUGCUCAAACCACAACAACAACAAAUGCAGCAGCUCCAACAGCAGCAACAGCAGCAGCAACAGCAGCAGCAAGCUGGCAUCUACAGGCAGCAGCUGCAAGGCACUUCAUUGGCGCAGCAGCAACAGCUGCUGCUGCGGCAGCAGCUGCAGCAGCAGCAACAUCGACAGCAGCAGCAAGCAGCUAAGAAAGGAGGAGACCGCACGCUUGCUGGUGGCAUGCUGGGGAUGGCUGCAGUAGGAGGGGCAGCAGCAGCAGCAGCAGCACCAACUGCAGCAGCAGCAGCAGCAGCAGCAGCAGCAGUGACUCCUCUGACUCAAGCAAGGCAGCGGCAUAAACAGCAGCAGCAAAACCCGCAGCAGCAGCAGCUGCUGCUGCAGCAGAUGCUGCUGAAGCAGGGGGGGCAGCACGGCGCGUUUGCUGCAGCAGAAUUGAAGAAGACACAAGCGGUGUCUCCGUCUAUGAUGGUGGCAGCAGGGCAGGAGCAGCAGCAGCAGCAGCAGCAGCAGCUACUGUUGCUGCAGCAGGAGAGAGACAGGCUUGCGCUGCAGCAGCAGCAGCUUGAGGAGCUGCAGCAGAAGUUAAUGAAGGCCACAUCCCUAGGCCUUGAGGGGCAGCAAUAA